CACUGGAUUAGCAUGUCUCCAGCAGGCAGCGGUGCAGAGGAUCCUCAAUGUCAGGUUUCCUCAUACACACGCCUAGGGUUACACGCCACGUUAACGAGCAGCUCAGAUGUUAAGAGCUUUCGGUGGAAACUUGUUGGUUAAUGAACUAUGCAAGAAUAGCAGCACUGCUUAUAACAAUGUAAAAGAAGAGAAAUAAUCCAAACGGCUCAUUAUGCGAAUCGGUUCCACCUAAAAGAGUCGACUCGUUCGCGAACGACACAUUACUACAGCAAAGCAUAAGACUCGUCUCGGUAUCUACGUUAGACCAAUAGCCUAUAAAUAAAACAAGUUUUCUACCGAAACAGCUAUAAUGUCGGUUUGAAAACAACCCUGUAUUGUGCACAUGCAGACGCUGUUGUUGUUGAUGAUGAUGAUGAUGGUGAUGAUGAUGUCUAAUACGGAUUUGUCCAGCGCCUCUAUCCGGCACAUGUCGGAUAACCAAGAUGUGAAGACCCUGAUAGAGGAAGAAUUCCAAAAACAAAUACUUACGGAGAGUAAUGAACUCAAGAUUUCAAGACACUUGUACCAUCCCACAGGGAACAAUACAGAUGUUUGGCACAGUAUAUGGAAACCCACUAAUCCGGUCUUCUGCUUGGCCUGUGAUACAAUGUUCCCUGAUAGGUUGACACUUGAGGAGCACACAUGCCCUUUUGUGAACUUCAUUUGCUCAUGUGGUGUUAGUUUUCUUAAUUACCCUGAAAUGUGGGCCCAUAGCACUUUCCACAACCAUAGAGGCACUUGUGUACCGAGUCAUCAAAGUGCCAUCCAGAGCAGGAUAACUGCUUCUAAAGAACAAGAGUCAAAGUUGAAGUUGUUAGAGACAAGAGCAAAGAACAUUGGUCUUGUACAGAACACUGCUCAUUUUGCCUGUCUGCCAUCUCCGAAAUCCUCUUUCAAAAGUGGACAAACCAUAAACCUGUGGAAGCAUUUCAAGCCAGUUGUGCAGCUGGAGACUAUUAGGAGAUUUUACCCCAAAGGAAAAUACAUGUGUGCAAUUUGCCAAGAAGUGUUUUGCAAACAGGACCAGCUCAUUGAGCAUGUUAACAGUCACUGUAAGGCCUACAUUUAUGGUUGCAAUCAUUGUGGGCUGCUUUUGAUUGGAAGUGUUCCCCCAAAACCUUACCACAGGUGUAGGUCAUUUGAAACAAAGUUUUUGCAAAGGUUUACUGUUGGCCAAAUGCAGCGAGACCCAUUAUUAGCUGACUCCUAUCCGUGUCCACAUUGUUCCUUAAAAUUUGGUCAUCUGGGGAACCUUAACAACCACAUAUACCUCAACCACACCAACAUAAUCAAAGGUCAGAAAACUUCAAAAAAGUUGUCUCAAGUAAGAAGUGUGACAGGUGUGCACAGGACUUUGGACAGCAUGCCAAAUGAGAGGCAACAAAAUAAAAAAAUUAGUUGCGCCCUUUGUGGAAAAAAGUAUGACACGAUUAAGAUGCUUGGGAUGCACAAGUGCAAAAUUAAGGUGACUUUGCUAAAGCCGGAGACAGUAGCAAAGUUGUCUGCCAGAGAGGAACAGCAAAGAUCUGAUCAAAAUGAUCUGGUAAAGAGAAGCUCCAAUGAAGUGACCUUUCGGUUUCAAGACAUCUGCAACAUCAAGGCCUAUGACUGUGCAAAACUAUUAGAAAUAAAAACUGAGCCAAUAGAAGUGAAUCUUAAAAUGACAACUUUUCCCCACAGUGUGUCUGUAAAAACUGAGCCUGAAUUUCAGGAUGAUGAUUAUGGAGUGAAAAUGGAUGGAUUGACCAUUUUACCAAACAGUCUGAAAUCUGAGGAAAUCUAAAGCGUUGCCUUGGUAGGAUACAUUAGCAUAAAAUAAGUAAUUAAAAAUUCCUUAGCAUUAUUCUUUUACUUUGCUAGUUGUUAUAUUGUUUGUAAUCGUUUUAUGUUAGUGCUUGCCGCAAACCAAUAAAAGUCAUAUAGUUUUCCAUGAUUA
Molecule: messenger RNA, 1975 nt
Organism: Ictalurus punctatus (channel catfish)
Lineage: Eukaryota; Metazoa; Chordata; Actinopteri; Siluriformes; Ictaluridae
Product: zinc finger protein 502
Exons: 2
Coding region: 383-1822 (479 amino acids)
Source: RefSeq, a predicted model, not a curated record